Molecule: messenger RNA, 3222 nt
Organism: Ornithodoros turicata
Lineage: Eukaryota; Metazoa; Arthropoda; Arachnida; Ixodida; Argasidae
Product: T-box transcription factor TBX3-like
Exons: 8
Coding region: 790-2502 (570 amino acids)
Biological process (GO): cell fate specification; regulation of transcription by RNA polymerase II; positive regulation of DNA-templated transcription
Cellular component (GO): nucleus
Molecular function (GO): DNA-binding transcription factor activity, RNA polymerase II-specific; RNA polymerase II cis-regulatory region sequence-specific DNA binding
Source: RefSeq, a predicted model, not a curated record
GGCGGCAGCGGGGUCCGAUGUCGCGACGCCGUGUCACGCUGUUGUGACAACUUGUUUAUUCGUCACCUAGUCGAUAAGAUAAGGGGCGGAAACCCCCUCCCUACGCCAAGAAUCCCCGUGGAGAUUCUCGUGACAUCCGACGACAACUCGCACACGUCCUUCUUCUUCGCCGUGUAGCGACCAUGCUCUGGAUAUAAAGAAAGGACUUUCGUCGUGAUGCACUGUGCUGGUUCUCGUGAAUAGUGUUUCGAGUGUACGAUGUCCCUGCAGCUAUUGAACGGCGUUGAUUGAACGGCGUGGAACUGUGGCUUGGCUUCUGAACUGCGCAGCAAGAAACAGGUGCGACAGACACAGCUGCAACAGUGUGGUGUUUCGAUUGCUGAAACGUUCUGCGACGUCAAGACGACGGUGGUGGUCCAGAAAUGUGUGUGCAGAGCAGGUACUCUGUGAAGACAUACUUCUAGUGGACUGUACCUCUGCUUUUAAGCCAGGAACGUAGCUCGCGUUUUGCGCGUCUUGUUGCAGAUAUGCGAAAACGACAUUGAAACGCCUGUGUGAUUCCCCUGGGUUCGCUCUCCAGAUCAAACGCAGUGCAAGGAACAUCUGAGGCGCAUUCUCGACAAAAGUCAGUCCUAGCAAAAGCGUACCGUGUAGCUCAAGAGCAUCCCUAUCAAGCGAUAGGUCCUUGAAAGCUGAUCACCCAGGACACCAAGAGGCAGGCGAACCCUCUUGCGGACAAGGGAGCAGUGGCUCAAGACUGCAACGCAGGGCAGACCUCCAGGGCCCGGUAUGCGCUUCGACCAGACGGAUUCGACCAUGGCGUUCCACCCGUUCCUGCUGGCUUCUGGCGCGGGGACGUCCGGGCGGACCACGGACUUCAGCAUGCACUCAAUCUUGAGUCAGCCCUACCUGCCUCUGGGCCUACCGCCAGAGUGCUUCCCGGGACCACCGCCAUCUUUGUUCCACGGCGGCCCGUCAAUGCAGGGAGUCCCGACACCCCUGACUCCCGAGGACAUGUUCGCGGCCCACGCGUUCAGACCUCCCAUGAGGCCCCUGGAGCCAGAGGAUGACGGUGUUCAGGACGACCCGAAGGUGACAUUGGAAGGAAGGGAUCUCUGGGAACAGUUCUACGCGUGUGGUACUGAAAUGGUGGUCACCAAAUCCGGAAGGCGCGUGUUUCCACCGUACAAAGUGCGCGUGUCGGGUCUGGAUAAGAAGGCCAAGUACAUCAUGCUGAUGGACAUCGUAGCGGCGGACGACUGUCGUUACAAGUUCCAGAACCGUCGGUGGGUGGUGGCAGGCAAGGCUGAUCCGGAGAUGCCCAAGCGAAUGUACAUCCACCCAGACUCCCCUUCGACGGGAGAACAGUGGAUGCAGAAAGUGGUCUCUUUCCACAAGCUCAAGCUCACUAACAAUAUCUCCGACAAGCACGGAUUCGUAAGUGCUGCUUGUACGAUCCUGAACUCGAUGCACAAGUACCAGCCCAGGUUCCAUCUCGUGCGAGCCAACGACAUCCUCAAGCUUCCUUACAGCACCUUCAGGACGUACGUCUUCAAAGAAACGGAAUUCAUCGCUGUCACUGCUUACCAGAACGAAAAGAUAACUCAGCUGAAGAUAGACAACAAUCCCUUCGCAAAGGGCUUCAGAGACACAGGUGCUGGAAGGAGAGACAAGAACACACCACAGCAUCCUCUGCGUAGAGAGACAGCCCUGGAAAAAAGAACCGGGGAAUCGUCGCAAGCGCUACCAGGGGACGCUAGCCGUUCGCAGGACGCCGACUCCAGCGACGACGACGAGCAACUCGACGUCGGAGGCGCUGACGACCUCAGGGUCAUCGCUAACGGAGACUCAGCAGCGGACCAUGAAGCAUCCCUGGAUAAACCGGACCCAGCCCUGAACUCAAGCAACGGCUCUGCGCGCAGUUCACCUCCCGCUUCCCAGUCAGAAGGCCAACUCGCUAUACGAUCUUCGCCCAGUCAGCCAUUCCACCCUGGGUCAUUAUUCCCUUACUUCUACCCACCUCCGUUCUACCCAGCGGGCAUGGGCUUCCCGUCUCUGUUUUUCCCCGGCACCUCCGGGAUGAACCCAGCCGGCCUGUCCACGAACAUUCCGUUGCUUAUGGCUGCGAGCCAACAUCUUUUCGGCGGCUACACGGGGACGCUUCCGCACGGGGCCGCAUCUACGUCGCGAUUUCUCAAGCAAAACCAUAGAUUCACGCCGUACGCGCUGCCUUCGCCUUCUUCAGCGCCGUCGGGAAGCGGACAGCUCAUCGCUCCGACGCCAACCUAUCCGGACGCCCUCGUGGACAGUAGGGCGCUCUUUUCCGGAGGUCAUCUGGACAAGUGUCUCAGCUCACCGUCGUCUGAGGCGGGGAACAGUUCGGACAACUCGGCGGCGUCGGCGUCUAGUGAACUUAAGAACAUGGAAAAUAUGGUGAACGGUCUAGAAAGGCGACAGGAACAGCUGGCGAUGCUGUCGCUAUCGCGGUUAAGCGAUAAGUAGUACUUGGCAGUUAGAGCUGUGGGGUGCCACCACAGUGACUUUUGUGCAUAGAAGUGUGAAUAGACAAUGUGUGACCACGUGUGCCUUCUGCAGCGGCAGCAACGUCUUCUGUGUGCACCUGUGGCAGAUGAGUGCAAGAUCGGGGCCUCCUUGAAGACUGUGCCACGGACGCUGUACAAAAGCAGACUCUCAGCAGAUGUUCACCGCGAGAGUGUUAGAGAAGAAAUUGUCGCGUGUAAAUAAGUGUAAGGAACUUUGCGUGUUGUCGUAUAUUUAUAGACUUUCGAAUACAACUGGUGAGCUACAAGCUACUCGAACGAAUAUGGUAUACCAAAGCAAAGAGGUAGAAAAUACAUUUUCCCAUUAAUGCUCAGGUGUGUGUUCAUUACGACAAGGUAGAUUUCCGCCUGGUAUCACUGCCAUGUGCUCCGCGAGGUUCUCCACUGGAAAACCUCCCCAGCAUGCCGCAGUAAAGCGAGGACGUCUACCCCAGUAUUUGCGGGAUGCUUCCCAAGAAUGCAAGGCAAAGAGCAAGAUUUGUGAACGUGGAAAACUCCGGGCUCUUUCGAAUAAUACGACAUGCAGAUUAAUGCGGGGGAAUGCAGUAGUUAGUCUGUGUAUAAUCUCUGUGGUUUCUGCGAAUAUUUUGCGAAACUUUGCGAAACGAAACUUCUCUAAAAUUGUAAAAACGCUGUUCGAAACGUCGUGCACAGUGUGGUU